Messenger RNA from Sungouiella intermedia, 1572 nucleotides. The record is from the annotation of a GenBank genome assembly. NCBI's taxonomy places the organism in Eukaryota, Fungi, Ascomycota, Pichiomycetes, Serinales, Metschnikowiaceae.
AUGGCCACCAGAGACUUACCCCACUCAUUCCGUCAGUUGUUCCUUGGAGGAAUUGAGCGCCUCCCUGCGGAGAUGUGCUUCAACAAAAAGAAACCCGAAACUGAAGAGGAUAAGGCCCUCCACAAGGUGCAGAUGAAGAACUUGUGGCCCGCAUUUAUCUCUGGUGCUGGGUUGUUUUCCGAUGGUUACGUUAAUAACUCCAUUGGAACUGUCACCACUUGUUUGGCCCUCUUGUACAAGAAGGAGUAUACCAACUCCAACGCUAUCUCCAAUAUCGCUUCAAUUGCUUUUGCUGGUACCGUUAUUGGCCAAUUGUCCUUUGGUUACAUCUCCGACCAUUUGGCCAGAAAAGGUGGAAUGUUAGUUGCCAACGUGAUGCUUAUUGUAUUCACACUUCUCUGUGCCGUGGCAACGUGGUCGAACACUCCAUACGGCUUGUUUGCUGCCAUCACCACCUUCAGAUUCUUCUUGGGUAUCGCUAUUGGUGCUGAGUACCCAACCUCCUCGGUGAUUGCUUCCGAGUUUGCCAACCAGUUGCCUGAAGGUAAGAGAAAUAGAUACUUCUGUUGGUUUACCAACUUCUGUAUUGAUGCAGGUUUUGUUGUCUCUUCGUUUGUUCCUUUGGUGUUGUUGUGGAUAUUUUCCGAGAAGCAUUUGACUGUUAUUUGGAGACUCACUUUGGCUUUGGGUGUGUUCCCUCCGCUUUCCUUGUUCUUCAUGAGAAGAAAGAUGAAGAACUCUAAUUCUUAUGAAAAGCUCCACAUGAAGUCUGUGGCCAAGUUCCCAUAUUGGCUUGUGAUCAAGUUCUACUGGUUCAGAUUGGCUGUCAUUUCCAUUAUCUGGUUUAUCUAUGAUUUCUCUGCCUACUCUUUCGGUCUUUAUUCCUCCUAUAUUCUCUCAGUGAUUUUGCCUGGUGACGAUAUUUACAAGGCCUGGGGCUGGAACGUUGUGUUCAACUUGUUCUACAUUCCUGGCUCCUUCAUUGGUGGUUAUGUUUGCGACUACCUUGGUCCCAGACUCACAAUCACUAUUGGACUUAUCUUGCAAGCAGUUGUGGGUUUCGGUAUGACUGCUGGUUACAGCCACUUGAAGCACCACAUUGCUGGUUUUGUAGUGGUGUACGGUAUUUUCCUUACUCUUGGAGAGUUUGGUCCCGGUAACAACGUUGGUAUCAUGGCAGCCAAGUCUUCUGCUACUCCAAUCAGAGGCCAGUUCUAUGGUAUCGCUGCUGCUAUCGGUAAAGUUGGUGCCUUUGUGGGUACUUACAUUUUCCCAAUUAUCUUGAGAAACAACGGAGGUGCAGACUCAGACAAAGGAAUUACUACUGCUUUCUAUGUCUCGGCUUCUUUGUGUCUCUUUUCUGCUAUCUUGGCUCUUUUCUUCGGUCCUUCGAUUGGCCAGGAUGCUAUCGACCACGAGGACAAGCGUUUUGUUGAGUACUUGAAGUCUCAUGGGUUCGAUAUUGGAUCUAUGGGUAAUGGAACUAUCACCCAUGACUUGGAUGACUUAAGCACCGAUGAGGAGGCUGCUAAGAAGCAUGAGGCUUUGGUCCUGACCGACAGUGUCCAUUAG